Procambarus clarkii (red swamp crayfish) is the source of this 4111-nucleotide messenger RNA. It is a transcript of the gene NAT1, whose product is annotated as N-acetyltransferase 1. NCBI's taxonomy places the organism in Eukaryota, Metazoa, Arthropoda, Malacostraca, Decapoda, Cambaridae. The record is from RefSeq and is a predicted model, not a curated record. Gene Ontology annotation, molecular function: translation initiation factor activity; mRNA binding; protein binding. Gene Ontology annotation, cellular component: eukaryotic translation initiation factor 4F complex.
GCGACGCAGCGCUCCCAGGUUGCGAAAGACCACCAGCCAUUCUCUCCUUUCGGAGCCCCAUUUUUCCUGAAGAGAACCAUUUUUUAUCAGGGUGGGUUACCAACGAGCAACAACGGACGGGCAGAGGAGCCAGGGGGGUGCUUCUCGCUCCGUGGGAGGAAGGGACGACUUACGUUCCCUGUCCAGCAGCAAAAGGCGAUGGAUCCCUCCUUCUAGCUUGAGACGAGAUGCACUUACCCCAGACAACAAAUAUGACCUCACUUUCCGAAAGGUUCGAGGUGUUCUCAACAAACUCGCCCCCGAGAAGUUUCAUAAGCUAAGCAAUGACAUCCUAAAUGUAGGCCUCGAUUCAACAACAAUUCUGAAAGGGGUCAUUUUGUUGAUCUUCGAAAAGGCCCUAGAUGAACCGAAAUAUUGUUCUAUGUACGCACAGCUGUGCAAGCGGCUGUCAGAAGAGGCUCCUAACUUUGAUCCACCAGACGGACCUUGUACUUAUAACCGCCUACUUUUGAGCAAGUGCCAGGAUGAAUUCGAGCGUCGGCGACGUGCCUCGGAGGCAUGGGACGGAUCGGAGGAGGCGGUCCUCACCCCAGAACAAGAGGAAGAACGAACAGCAGCAAAACGCAAGAUGGUCGGCAACCUCCGUUUCAUUGGAGAGCUUGGCAAGCUGGAGAUUAUUCACGAGUCCAUCCUUCAUCGCUGCAUCCAACAGCUAGGAUGGGCUGAUGCAGCGGAGUUGACUACACAACGCACGAGAAGCAUAAACAAACAGAUGCUGUUGGAGAAGCGUCGGCGUCGACCAAUGGUUGACUUGGCUGAGGAUCUGGAGUGUCUGUGCCAGAUAAUGAGGACUUGCGGAAAGGUGCUAGACAAGCCCAAGGCUAAGCCCUUAAUGGAUCAGUACUUUGAGCGCAUUUACCAGCUGAGCAGCAACAUGGAACUUUUGGCACGUAUCCGCUUCAUGCUGCAGGAUGUGCUGGACUUGCGUGCUGCAAACUGGAUCCCUCGUAAGAUUGCCCAGGUGGAUGGCCCACGUACCAUUCGUCAGGUGCGUGAGGAAGCAGCACACGACCUUGGUGUUUACAUCCCACCACCUUCAUCGCACGGACCACCACGGUCAUCAGGACCCCUCUCUCCUCUGGCUGGUGGCUCAUCCUUUUUCCCACAGCCGGGAGGGAAUCGCACAGGCAUGGAGGAUGUAUUUAUGGGAGCAGUGACUUUAGGUACAGGACCUGGAGUCAUAUCCUCUCAGCCUGACAAGUAUGGUUUUGACUCAAAUGGAUUUGGCUCUGGUGUCAGUGGAGGAGGAAGCUAUAGACCACGUCAACAGCAAGGGAACAAACACUUCAACAACCAGAACUUCAGCAGGCAACAGCAGAACAACCAGUAUAAUCAGCAGCAGAAUUACACCAAUAUCCCCACUAAGGAUUUGCCUCCACGCUUCAAGAAGAUUCUAAGCCAUACAAAUGCAGGAGGAACUGGUGGGUCGGAUGGAGAAGUUUCAUUGCGUCCUGCUGCCUCGAGCAUGAUGUUGAAGCCCAAGACUCCGGGGGUGCUGCCACAGAGUGCCCUGGGCAUCCAGCAGAGUAGUGACCAUCAAUACCGUGACCAUCAGUACCAUCACCAUUCCAGCCUUCCUCUUGCUCCACAGCCCCAACCACCCAACCAGAAGCCCAAUCCACCACUUAUGCACAAAGAUCCUCCUAUUCUCAUCAAGCAAGCAUCAACUGACAAAUCUCGUGCCAACAAGAAGGAUAGGGGCCCAAGUCGUGAGGAGUGGCUUCGGCGUGUGAAGAAUGUGUUUGAAGAGCUCAUGAAGGAGCAGAAUUUGGAAGUGGCAGUUGAAACCUACCGCUCCCUCAAACUACCAGAACGUCAUACUGCCGAGGCUGUGCAAACUGUUAUCAAUUUUCUCCUCACUCAAGAAGAGAGCAACCGUGAGUUGGGUAGUCAGCUGUUCGAUAGAUUCCGUAUUGAGGGUCUUAUUAAUGUUGACCGUCUCUUUGAUGGAGUCAAGCAGGUUCUUGGUCGGCUGGAUGACUUGGUUACGGACAUCCCUCGUGUCAAGUCCCACAUGGCCGGAAUCCUGGGUCACCUGGUAGGGUCAGGAAAUUUAUCAUUAGCUGAUGUGGCUGAACCUUUGGAAGGAGGUCAACACUUCCCACUGUUCCUGCUCACCCUCCAGACCUUGCACAAACUUCAGGGAAAAUCUGCUCUUAUUCAAACCUUCAAUGAUAGCAAGGUAAACCUUCUCAACUUGCUACCUGAAUCUGAUCGCACCAAGGAAAAGUUAGCGGACCUUCUUGAAGACCGCGAUCUUUCCUUCUUGUUCCCACUUUUACGCAUCCAGUCUGACUUGUGGCGAGCCCUUAUUGCCGAUCCUACACCACAUCUGUUUUACAAGUACAUCAAGGACACGCUGGAUGUAGAGCACCACACUGCUCCAGGAUUUAUCAGUGCUUUAAUGACUGUCUUGGUAAAAUAUAUAACACAGGAAACUACUUUAUCUACCGGAUCUGACCCAACAGUCAUCCCAGAGAAACUAGUUACCGAACAAGAGCAGGAACUUCUAGCAAAGUUCAAGGGUGUGUUGCAGGCUUUCCUACACGACCAUCUUCCUCUUCAGGUCACGGCUGUGUAUGCUUUGCAGGUCUUCACGUACACACACAAUUUUCCCAAAGGCAUGUUGCUGAGGUGGUUUGUGAAUCUGUACGACUUAGAGAUUAUAGAAGAGGAUGCCUUCUUGACUUGGAAGGAGGAUUUAAGCCAGGACUACCCUGGCAAAGGAAAAGCACUCUUCCAGGUGAAUCAAUGGCUUACUUGGCUGCAAGAGACAGAAGAGGAUGAUGAAGAGGAAGAGGAUGCCUGAUUUUCUCAUUAGUUUCAUUAUAUGAACAAGGAAUAAUGAUAAGUGAAUGUUAAAGAGAAUGUUGGGAGAUGGAAACAAAUUACUGGUACAGUAUAAGAUACAGCUACUAUAUAAGUAAAAUGAAAGGAGAACUAAAGAAUUCAACCCCUUGCUCUGAGGAGACUGUCUUGUUUCUAGGCUUCAUGGGUAUUAAAUCCUAUUAUUCUCUCCUGUUGUUGCUGCUGUUGUGUGUGCCCGUAGAGGCAGAGGCAGUCAGAACUCCUGGGAACAAGGCUUUAACUAGUGCUGUUGGAUGAGGUAACUACACAAGCUUAAUGAAACUGGAUUUGAAGUAAGAGCAUUGGAAAAUAGUGAGUUUUGGCCUUUAAUGGCAAAGGAUUUUGGAAUCUUUUUGACUAACACCAAAGUGUUUUCAAAACAAUGUCAUAUGCUGGUGAAAAAAUGUGUAAAAAGACAAAAAAAGAGGAAAAAUGUCCUAAAAAACUGAAAUGAUGCCUUAGUGUUGUAUGAGUUGCUACAUAAUCUCUUGUAAUCCAUUUAUUGCUUCUCAAGCUGUCAUCACUAAAUGUUUAUAGUUACAAAAUUAGCAAGCACUUUAAUAUUUAAACGUUUUUAAACCUUUGUGGCUGAUAUUUUUAUGUAAUGGUUAGCCUUUUUUUUUUUUUUUUUUUUUUUUUUUUGUCAUUUUCUUUUACCAAAAUACAUGUUAUACAUUGGAUGAAAUGAAUCAUGGUGAACUGGAGGUGAUAUCUCUUAUUUAUGAGAAUUACAAUGUUAGACUUUUCAUUUUGUUCACGAAUAUUAAGUGUGUGUGUGUGUGUAACAAGUGUGCAAGAUAAAUUUUUUAUCAAAGGUUUCCCCAUUCUUGUUAGGAGUGUUCUUGGGUUAAACGUUACAAGGUUUGUCAACGUUUGGGUUAAAUCACUACAUUUUUCAAUUUCCAGAGUUCUAAAUAUCAUGGGGAUAUUGUCUUCAAAACUUUAGGCAUUGAAUGACUGAGUAAAUCAUUCCAUAAUUACUAGCCUGGAGUUUGGAUGUCCAUUUUCACUACUUGGCUGUCAUUGCCUGCAGCUUUAGCACUGACCAAUAAAUAUCUCACUGAAAGUGUUUGCAUUCCUUAGAUUUUAUAUAAAUUGUAAUUGUGUUACAUAUGAAAUGUCAGACUGUUGCACUAAAGGCUGUUUCAUACCUUUUACUCUGUACUUCAUGUAUGAACUAUAAACAUUAUCAAGUUUUGUAUCA